Messenger RNA from Capsaspora owczarzaki ATCC 30864, 934 nucleotides. RefSeq lists its product as hypothetical. Bases 42 to 869 code for a protein of 275 amino acids. The record is from RefSeq and is a predicted model, not a curated record. The transcript is spliced from 4 exons. Lineage: Eukaryota; Filasterea; Ministeriida; Capsasporidae. Gene Ontology annotation, biological process: regulation of transcription by RNA polymerase II. Gene Ontology annotation, cellular component: nucleus.
GUCUACUCCUAUUAAACAGAUUCUGUUGAACUCUUGAAGGAAUGGAGUACAAGGACAAGGACCGGACUCGCGAGCGUGGGUGGAACGAUCCGCCGCCGAGCCUGCUGGGACUGAGCCUGGGCAAUGGCACUGAAACCGCUUCAUCAUCCGUGUCAUCUUCAUCAUCAUCAUCAUCAUCAUCAUCAGCAUCAGUGUCAUCGUCGUCGUCGAACGGUGCGCAGGGACUGACCGAUCCGUUUGCAAUGACGUUCGAGCUCGCUCCUGGCAAUCCCGCUGCCGGCGCUCCACCAGGCGUGGCUGGCCAUGGUCUGCUGUUCGAUUAUCAGGCUGCGCAUCCCUCGGCGCGGAGUGGCAGAGUCGCACGCGUCGACGGACUCGCGCCCACUGCUGCUCCGACUUUGUUGCCAGCGUCAGCCAGCAAUGGACCACCGCCGGCAUCAGGAUCAAUGCCGCCACCAGGACCACCCACGACCGGCACAUCUGCUGCAGCAUCAGCGUUGAUUGCCGCGUCAUCCGCGCCGGCUGCUCGAGUUGACCAAGCUGACUUGCGCAGCACGUUUGUUACACUGCUUGCACGGUGCCCAGAACCGCAACCGAAUGAUCCCAUGGCUGCUAAAAAGUCUCAUGACGAUAUGAAACGCCGUGUUGGAAUGCUUCUCGCCAAGUGUGAGGCCGAUCAGUUGAGCGCAUCAGUGGCCGCCGUUGCCCAGUGUCUUGCCACGCAACUAACGCAAGGGCAAUUCGACCAGGCUAGCGAGACGCACAUCGAACUCGUGACAAAGCACUUUGACGAGGCUGGACAAUGGAUUGUUGGUGUCAAGCGGCUAAUCAGCGAGCUUCGCCAGGUGGCAUCGCAGCAAGCGAGGUAGAAUGCCGCCAGUUUUCUAUUUGAUUAUGAUUAUUUUCUGUCAAAGUACAGUACAAUUCGAGCCAA